UCUGUAUAUCAGUACUGCAUACAAGCAAGCAGCAAAAACUACCCAUCUGCAUGUUCAGAAGAAUCCUCUCCCGAAGCCACCUGUGCCUUCACUGGAACAUACCCUGAAACGAUAUCUAGAAUAUGCAUCAGUGGUAGUUAAAAAUGAUCAAACGAAAUUAUCACGCACUGAAAAAGCAGUUGAUGAUUUUCGAAAUACUGGUGCAAGAUUGCAAAAAAAGCUUGAAAAAAUAGCAAAUGAGCAAGAUAAUUGGAUCAAUCAAUUCUGGUUACCAGAAAUGUAUUUGAAAGUAAGACUUCCAUUACCAGUAAAUUCUAAUCCAGCUUAUAUUUUUCCACAACAGAACUUCAACAAUAUGAACGAACAGUUGAGCUAUACGUCUUGCCUCAUUCGUGGAUUUUGUGAAUACAAAGAUUUAAUCGACAGUGCUAAAACUACUACAGUAUCAUUUCCAAACACUUCAUUACCAUCUCCAGUUAUGUCGGAUUCGCUAUAUUCGGUCACCACCCCAUCACCUUUACCAGUAUGGUUAAAACUGCUACCGGUUAAACAAAAAAAUUUUCUUCUGUCGCUUACCCCAAUGAUCAACCAAAUGAAAGGGUUGGCUUUAGGUACUUCUUGCUCGCACUUAGUGCUAAGUGAACUUGAUUGUAUGCAAAUUGAGGUAUCUUGUCUAAUAAAUGGCGAGAGAUGGCAGUAUCCCGAAAAUCCAAUCAUCACAAAUGAAGUUAUUGGAGAUGAUGGACGAAAAAAACCAAUUACCGCCAAAUAA
Messenger RNA from Loa loa (African eye worm), 772 nucleotides. RefSeq lists its product as hypothetical. Gene Ontology annotation, molecular function: choline O-acetyltransferase activity. Gene Ontology annotation, biological process: acetylcholine biosynthetic process; neuromuscular synaptic transmission. Gene Ontology annotation, cellular component: neuron projection; cytoplasm. NCBI's taxonomy places the organism in Eukaryota, Metazoa, Nematoda, Chromadorea, Rhabditida, Onchocercidae. The annotation marks the transcript as partial. The record is from RefSeq and is a predicted model, not a curated record. The transcript has 7 exons.